AAAAAAUUCAAACAUCAAUCAAAGCCUUAUACUCUCCUCUAAAAUAAAUCAUAUGGAUGACAUAUCAGUAAGCAAAAGUAACCAUGGAGAUGUUGUACUCAACAUCCAAGCUCCUCCUGUUUCAAAAACUUCACUUCCAUCUCCACCACUGUUAUCUGUUCACUUCUUGCAAAAGCUUAUAGCAGAGCUCGUGGGAACUUACUAUUUGAUAUUUGCGGGCUGUGCCGCUAUUGCCGUGAACGCUCAACACAACAAUGUAGUGACUCUUGUGGGCAUUGCAGUGGUUUGGGGUCUAGUGGUAAUGGUUCUUGUUUACUCUCUUGGCCACAUCUCUGCACACUUCAAUCCAGCUGUCACUAUAGCCUUGGCAUCUUGCAAGAGAUUCCCUCUGUAUCAACUCCCAGCCUACAUAACUGUUCAAGUCAUUGGAUCAACCCUGGCUUCUGCGACUCUGCGUCUUCUGUUUGACCUAAACAAUGACGUGUGCAGCAAGAAACACGAUGUCUUUCUUGGAUCAUCACCUUCUGGGACUGAUCUUCAAGCGUUCGUGAUUGAGUUCAUCAUCACCGGCUUCUUAAUGAUAGUUGUCUGUGCCGUCACAACCUCCAAGAGAGCAACCAAGGAACUAGAGGGUUUAAUCAUUGGUGCAGCCGUCACACUGAAUGUUAUAUUUGCAGGAGAAGUAUCAGGAGCAUCGAUGAAUCCAGCAAGAAGCAUAGGACCUGCACUUGUGUGGGGAUGUUACAAAGGGAUAUGGAUUUAUUUCCUGGCUCCAACACUUGGAGCUGUUUCUGCGGCCUUGAUUCAUAAACUGUUAUCGUCUACAAAGAGAGCAGACCCUGAAUUCUCCAAGACAGGAUCUUCUCAUAAACGAGUUACUGAUCUUUCUUUGUGAUGAUGUAGAUAACAUCUUUAAGGUCAAUACUCGUUUAAAUAUGCUCAAUGGCUUGCGUUUCAAGUAAACAAAUAAAUGGUUGUAGAAUAGAGCAUAUAUAAAUGCAGCAAAACGAUUUCCCUAGAAAGCGUGAGAAUCUCAAAGAACACGUAAAGAAGUUUUUCUUCCAGUUUCAUUGUCAGAUUACGCACUAUUCACUAACAUAAUAAUCAUUCAUCCGUGAUUAAAUAAAAUUGGUACUAAAAUUUCCUUACACAAACAUGAAAACAGAGAAGGUCUCCUCUUUUGUUCACACUGUGAUACAUGCGGGCGGGUCUAUGUAUAAUUCUAUACAAGUACGCGACCAGCCCAGAGGGGAAGCCACCCA
Eruca vesicaria subsp. sativa (arugula) is the source of this 1262-nucleotide messenger RNA. The record is from the annotation of a GenBank genome assembly. Lineage: Eukaryota; Viridiplantae; Streptophyta; Magnoliopsida; Brassicales; Brassicaceae.